AUGAUCUUCGCAUACUAUAUACCGUAUCUUUUCUUAUGGUUCAUGUUGAACUCCAAUGUCUCGACGUUCCAGCUUCAGCGGCGAUUCGACCCAAAUAUAAAUGCCUUAAUUCAUCCGUUACCUCAGACAGAACAAGAGAUCGAUGAACACUUAGUCUGCACUGAAGGCCUAGGCAAUGACGAUCCUAUAGAUUGGCAGGACUGUUUCGCUGCUGCUCAAGAUUACUCGGGGUUUACAGGUAUCUCACCGGAGGUCUUACUCAUCAAUCGAGGUAGCGAUUUGGCUCGUUCACCAGACCUGCAGGACAAACCUGGAGAGCAGUUGAUAGCUCCUGUUGCCUUCUUCAGUGGCUCGACCUGCGCUUUGACUCUACUCAUGAUUGGCGACGAGAAGUUGACAGGAAAAUCCGAUGUCGUGGCUGCAGUCCAAAGCCUGAACAGUUCAUGCAACGAUAAUGGGAGCACAGGGGGUGGCUUGAAAAGUCUAUACGACGGCGCAGUGACAGUAUACAUAGGUGGAAAGAAUUCGAUUCUUGAUUUGGCCCCCAAGGAAAAUUGGACUGUGUGGCCAAGCUCGGGGCUAUAUCAAAAACCCAAACCCGUGGUCUGCACCCCUGCGGACAUUGGGAUCCAAAACAUCACUGUCAAUGAUUGCCAUGAAGCAGCGCUAUUCCACAGCGCUGUUGUUCCUUCACGUCUAUUAACACUUGUGGACCGGAAGUACCUCGAAAACCAGAACGAUAUACCGUCUCCGACGACUAGUGGCCAGAACCUUUUGAGGGAAGACCUUUUUGCAGCCGUGGACGAAGUCGCGUUCCAAUAUGUGCAAGAUAUUCAAAGUGCAUUGCCACAAGAUUUGAGCAUGCAUCUCAUACUCACAGGCGCUACCGGCCUUGUCGGCUCCGGUGUCCUCCACCACAUGCUCAACAACAACACGGUCACAACGGUUUCUAUUCUCAGUCGGCGGCCUGUGCCUAUGGCUGAAGGACACGAAAAGGCGAAAGUGAUCAUUCACAAAGACUUCAAGUCAUUUCCCAGCGACCUCCUUGAACAGCUCAAGGGCGCCACGGGUUGUGUUUGGGCGCUUGGGGUCAAUCAGAACGAUGUUGACAAAGAACUGUACCAAGAGAUAACCGUCGACUACCCGAUCGCGGCGGCAAAGGCAUUCUCCACCCUUUCAGACCCCUUCACUUUCGUCUACGUAUCCGGUGAAGGCGCCACAACAACUCCCUCGCGCCUAACCCCACACUUCGGCCGCGUCAAAGGCAUCGCAGAAUCCUCCCUCUUGGCUCUACCCAAAGAUGCUCAAUUCAGAUCCUUGAACCCAUACUCUGCUCGCCCCGGCGGUGUGGACGCUCAGAUGCACCCCGAGAUCCACAAGUACAUGCCGAAGAUGAAGGGUAUGAAGAGUUUCUAUGCGCCGCCGGUUUUUGUCGCCAUGAGGACGCUGCUGCCGGGGCAGCUUAGUCCGACGAGGGAGUUGGGGAAGGUGUUGACGGAGUUGGCUAUGAGGGAUAGGGGAACGUUGGGGGUGGGGAAGGAGGGCGUGGAGGGCAAGGGCGUUAGUGGGGAGGGAAGGACGGUUGGUAAUGCUUGGUUGAGGAGUGAGGCGGGUCUUUGA
Molecule: messenger RNA, 1620 nt
Organism: Bacidia gigantensis
Lineage: Eukaryota; Fungi; Ascomycota; Lecanoromycetes; Lecanorales; Ramalinaceae
Exons: 5
Coding region: 1-1620 (539 amino acids)
Source: RefSeq, a predicted model, not a curated record